AUGGCCUCCAACGCAACUGAUCGUGCGCCAGUCGCGAAUCCCACAUCUUCCUUCUGGAAUUCUGAACCCAAGAAGCUCGAUGACUAUCGAAGCACACCCGAGCUGCCCGCCAAAGCCGACGUCGUGAUUAUUGGGUCUGGUCUUUCCGGUGUCGCUACUGCAUACUUUCUCCUCAAGGACAAUCCCAACCCUCCCUCGGUUGUGCUGCUAGAGGCGAGAAAGAUAUGCUCCGGUGCUACUGGGCGCAAUGGCGGACAUGUCAAGCCUGACACGUUCUCGGACAUUCCCAAGUUCACAAAGCUCUUCGGCAAGGCAGCGACAGCAGAGCUGGCUGCGUUUGAGGCAUCGCAUGUCUACGCCGUCAAGGACCUUGUAGAGAAGGAAAACCUGGACUGUGAUUUCCACGUUACGAGAGCUUUGGACGUCUUUCUUGAUUCAGCGCAUGCCGACGAGGUUGAGGCAACUUACAAGGGUCUCUCUCGGAACACGGGCGUCAAUCUUACCGAUGUCGCCUUCACUGGCCGAGAGGAUGCUGAAAGAGUUUCGGGGGUCAAGAACGCCAAAUGCUGCAUAUCGUACACGGCGGCUCAUCUGUGGCCUUCCAAGCUGGUGCAUCAAAUACUUGAAAAGCUGGUUAAGAGUGGGCUCAACAUCCAAGCCCACACGCCAGUUACGUCGGUGUCAUCGACCCGAGACUCGGGUGGCCUUUGGUCAGUCCACACGGCCCGCGGAGCCAUCAAAGCACCAAAGUUGGUUCACGCAACGAACGCAUACACAUCACAGAUCCUCCCCGAGUAUACGCGAGCCAUCACCCCUGUUAGAGGUAUCUGUAGUCAUCUCGAGAGUCCCAAAGGCAAGAAAACACCUCACCUUGUCAACACGUACGGCAUCAGAUUCGACAAGGGGAACAAUGACUAUCUCAUCCCCCGGGCGGAUGGAAGCAUCAUUGUGGGCGGUGCGCGGCAGGCGUUCUGGCAUAACAAGCACCGAUGGUUCGACAAUGUGCGUGAUGACGAGCUGGUGAACGAAGCGGUCCCUUAUUUCGAUAACUACAUGCAGCGAACCUUCCGCGGGUGGGAGAAUAGCGAUAUGAAGACCAACAAGGUUUGGACUGGGAUCCUUGGCUACAGCUCAGACUUUAUGCCUCACGUUGGCCAAGUCCCGGAAAAGCCUGGGCAGUUCAUCAUGGCAGGGUUUACAGGUUACGGUAUGCCCAAGAUCCUUCUUUCCAGCAAGGGCUUGGCCGCUAUGGUGCGCGAUGGUGCUAGCUUUGAGGAGACAGGUUUGCCUAGAAUCUUCAAAACGACCAAGCAGAGAAACGAAGCCAAGUCAAGCCCGCUGGAAGAAUCUCUGGCGCCUUUCUGGGCCGAGAAGUCGAAGUUGUGA
Fusarium keratoplasticum is the source of this 1386-nucleotide messenger RNA. RefSeq names its product DAO domain-containing protein. The coding region runs from base 1 to 1386 and encodes 461 amino acids. Gene Ontology annotation, cellular component: cytoplasm. Gene Ontology annotation, molecular function: oxidoreductase activity. The transcript has 3 exons. The record is from RefSeq and is a predicted model, not a curated record. Lineage: Eukaryota; Fungi; Ascomycota; Sordariomycetes; Hypocreales; Nectriaceae.